This is a messenger RNA of Cornus florida, 786 nucleotides long. RefSeq lists its product as uncharacterized. Bases 1 to 786 code for a protein of 261 amino acids. The transcript has a single exon. Lineage: Eukaryota; Viridiplantae; Streptophyta; Magnoliopsida; Cornales; Cornaceae. The record is from RefSeq and is a predicted model, not a curated record.
AUGGAUGCUGAACUAAUUUCAAACUCUAUGUGGAAUGUUCAUUCUAAGGUCAAAGGUUUCAUUCGACAUAGCCAAUGGAGGGUUCCUCUUCUUUUCAGGAACCUUGUUAAUUUGAAUAUUGAGGAGCUGCCAGGCAUCAAUGCUAAUGGUAGGGAUAAGGUAUCCUGGACCUUGUCUCCUACAGGUAAUUUUAGUUUGAAGCAUACCUGUAAUGCUCUUCUCCCUCUUGCCCCAUUAUCUACUUGGAACAACAUUUUGUGGUUCUCCAAACACAUUCCGAGACAUGCCUUUGUCUCUUGGCUUGCUCUUCACAAUAGACUGUAUACCAAGGACAGAUCCUCCACAGGUCAUAGAGAAGUUUCUACAUUAUGCAGUUUAUGUAUGAAUGAGGAUGAAACCCAUGAGCAUUUGUUCUUUAAAUGCAGUUUCUCCUCCUACAUUUGGGAUCAUGUUCAACAUACAUGUGGUCUUUACUGUGGUGAGCGUAAUCACACAUUCAUUGCCAGAUGGAUUGACAAUGUUUGGAAUGACAAUUGCAAUUUUAUGGAUGCCAUUACAGUUAGACUUUGUUUUUCUGCUGCUAUCUAUUUUAUAUGGAAGGAAAGGAACAAACGUACCUAUGCUGGGAUUAUGUCUUCCCCUCGCGCUGUGUGGAAGCUUAUUGAAAACUGUAUUCGUAGCUGGCUUCUCUCCAUGAGAUCCAAAGACUCUAGAAGAUCUCGGAGUGUGGCUGCGGAUUGGAGACUACCGAGUGUAGUCAUUGAUAGCAAUACUGGAACUGACUGA